GUGAGUGAGCGAGGGAGGCGGUGCGAGCAGCGCUGGAGUGGUAAAGGCAGAAUAUUACACGGCGCAGGGAGCAGCGAGUAACUGCAGCACUGGCAGCGCAAGGUAGGAGGGGAGGCAAGCGGAGUAAAUAAAUAAUGAGAUAGCUUGGAAUAAAGGGCUUCAGGGAAUGAGUCCAAACAUCACAGGAGAAGCAGCAUUUGGAACUUCUACAUCAUUAAGUGCAAGGAAAGGGACAAGCCAGGUGCUCAAGCUUGAAAUCGAAGCUCUAAGGCUUUGUAUUGUCUCAAUGUGAUGAGAAUACAAUAUCACGACGACCAAGAAAGAACAUCUGAAGAAGAGCUUAUGCCUUGGUUUACUGACCAGCCGCAUGAAUUUGUGGUAAAGCCCACAGAGAGCGUAAUAAUGAAAACAUCUGGUGUCCAAGACGACGAUGUAAACUCAACGCUCGAUUUUUCGGAUGCAAAAAAUGUGUUUGAACACCACUGUUCAAUUUGUGAUCAAUACUUUCCUUUUAGCAGUCUUUUGGCACAACACAUGACCAUGCACACAAAUAAAAAGCGAUUUAACUGUCCCUUCUGCAACCAUAAAACUUCUCAAAAAGCCCAUUUGAAAAUUCACCUCCGAAAGCACAAACUAGACCAUUUACAAGGAGAAAAAAUGGGAAGGAAUAAGGCCAACAUGACACCCAUAAAUUUUGAAAUCGCAAAUACGGUGUCUGGUGGUAUCGCGACUAAUGAGACCGGUGUGACUGAGAUUGAUGUAAAACCGGUAAACGGUGUUACUUUGUCCCUUGAGAGCUUGGAAGGAAAGGUAGUCCAAGCUGAAGCGUGCCCACUUCUCCCGUGUAUGUUCUGCAAAAAAAGCUUUCAACACUCAGAUGAUCUCCAUCACCAUGUGGUCAUUCAGCACAAGCCUACACUCUGUGAGCCAGCAGUCCUUCGAGUAGAGGAAGGUUUGAGCCCCGUUGAAGAGGAGCAUGACGCUGUAAGUUCUCCAGAACAGGAGGCAAUGGAUGAAAAUGAUGAUGGUGAGCUUAGCUGCAAAGUUUGUGGCCUGUCCUGUGAGAGUGCUUUGAAUCUGGAAACUCACAUGAGGAAACACAAGGAUUCCUUUACCUAUGGCUGCAAUGUAUGUGGCCGGCGUUUUAAGGAGCCUUGGUUUCUAAAGAACCACAUGAGGACACACUUGAGUAAAGCCAAGGGGAAAUCGCAGCAGGAUCCAGAAGGUCCUGCAACGAUCAAUAAUGUUGCUAUGCCAGAGCCAAUUUUGGGAAACAUUGCUUCUCCCUACAAAAUGUGUAUGGUGUGCGGAUUUCUUUUCCCUAACAAAGACAGCUUAAAGGAACACAGCAAAGUUCACAACAAAGAUUUGACGGAGAAGAUGGACGAUCCCUCCAUAAAUCCAGAACCCGCUCUGUCGCAGGAUGGAUUCCUACAGAUGCUGAAUUUGAGUCCUUUCCUGUCGCAAAAUUGUAACAAAUCUGCAAAGCUGGGGAAAUGGAUACCUGAGCUUGAUCCCUUCAACACCUACCAAGCUUGGCAGCUGGCCACCAAAGGGAAAGUGGCAGUAGGUCGAGAGAAUGUGAAAGAUCCAGGGCUAAUAGCAAACUCUGAGAAUGAGGAGGAACCAUCGGACAAAGAGGAUUCCAGUGAACAAUGGGUCAUGGAUAAAUCCAAUCAGGGUAUGACCUUGGAGAAUCCUGACAAGGCUAAAAUGAAGCACAACGGCGUAGGGCAGAAUGGGUCGCCUCCAUUGGGAGAAGUGGAUGUUGAUCCCAAAUUAUCUCAGAACAAACUUAAACCAACCAACUGCACAGUAUGUGGUAAGAUAUUCAGAACCUACCAUCAGUUAGUGCUGCACUCCAGAGUACACAGGAAAGGCAGGAAAAGUGUGGAGAAUCCACUACCAAGUUCAGUUGAUGGUAGUGAUCCUGGCACUCAGUCGAUAGACUCUAACACAGGGGUGGAAGACCGCAGCCCAGGGACUGACAAGCCUGAGGAAGGCUCUGAAGAGGGCUCAGAAGAUGGAGGACUAGGCGAAGGACCUUCAUCAGAUCGUAGCGAGGAUGGCUCAGAACGAGGAAGAAGCAGAGAGUCUGGCUCAUCUGGUGAAUGCAGUUACUGUGGAAAGUCUUUCCGCUCAAACUAUUACCUUAAUAUUCAUCUCAGGAUUCACACAGGUGAAAAACCCCAUCGAUGCCCCCUCUGUGACUAUGCUGCAGCUCAGAAAACCUCACUUAAGUAUCACUUGGAACGGCAUCAUAAGGGUGAGCAGAAAAGGACUGAAGAAAAGAAUGAUCCUCUGAAGAAUUCAUUGACAUCUCCAAAAUUGGAAGUAGCACCAAAAGAAAAUGAUGAAUCUGUUCAGGAAUCUCUUCAAGACUCCAAGAGGUUCUUUACAGAUUCUUUGGGCGGUGCCAAAGAUUUAGAUGCGAACAUUCCUCGGGGGAAUCAGAAAAGGAUGAUUUCGUCUACUAGUCCAAUUUUUCAAAAUGCCGAGUUUUCAAAUACAAGUAGAGAAUUCCCGGACCUGAAGAUCCAUCACGGUCGACGAAUCUUCUGCAGUGCACUGUUGCCAAUGUCGCCAAUGUCUCACGCUGAGAAAUUAAUGGAUGAAAAGUUGAUAGUUGAGUUACAGAGAUGUAACUCUGAUGCAAAGGCUAUUAUCGAACUUGACGAUUCCAAUGUUCUGGAGGAAAGCUCAAUGGAGGAACUUGCAGAAAACUAUACACAACAGAACAAUGCUAGAAGUAUGAAGGUGGAACCCAUUCCUAUAAAUGACCAAUGUUAUAUUAGUACUAGACGUAACAGGGAGGACUACUGUGAUAAAUAUGAAUUCAGUUUAUUGGAAAAGCCUUUGAAUCUUUGUACCACAAUAUAUCGGCAAAGCCUGUGCAGCGCUGGUAGUCCUCAGGGAAAUGUAUCUACCUCAUUUUCCAAGAGUGCCUUACUGAGCAAUGUGUGCCCAUUUUGUACCUACAGAACUUUGUACCCAGAGGUCUUAGUGAUGCACCAAAGGUUGGUACACAAAUAUAUUCCUGAACCGAGUUCGAUAAAUGGAUUUCGAAAUGCUUUUCAUAGUGGGUCACUUAAAAGCAGACGCACUGGAUGCCCUCCUGCACUAUUAGGUCAAGAUGUUUCUUCUUUGCUUGCCACCAAAGAAAUGAGCAAAAGGUUUUCUCGUCGGACCAAGUCGCCAUUACCAGCAGCUCCAACCGAUGCUUCUGACUUGCUACCUGGAAAGGCAAAAUUAUCAUCUUCCUCACACCAGUCCCUGUGCAAUAAUCUCCUUCCCUCUGCAGCAGAAGCUAGAUCUUCCAGUGACUUUAAUGCCUUCAAGAUGACCCAGAGUCCUAACAUGCAACUUGAAAGCUAUGGAUCUAUACAUUCUGAAACAAGGCAGAUGCCAGAGAUGGUGCAACAAGCAGAAAGGAAUGGUUUUUCAGAAGCUGGUACCAGUAAGAGAAAUGUGUCUGAAAAGUCUGGUACUAAAUUGGACUAUGAAUCUGAAGGACCCAGGGGACAUUUGUUUAGAUAUGAUGGUCAUUGGGCUCCCAAUGUUAGCAAAAUGUGUCUUACUAAUAUAUCUGAGAAUCAGGGAGGUUUGGACUCACAUGAGCCUACAGCUAAAAGAAUGAAAAUAAAUAGUCCUUUAAGAAAUGAUCAGCUUUCAUUUGGAAUAAGGAGGAGUGUUCAAGGAAGAAAUAUAAAAUUAUCUCAGGAGAUGUCCCCUCUUCAGGCAAGAAGCACAGGGAUAUCGGCUAAGCCAGGAUCAGCCUUGGAUUCAAAUGGAAUUGAUUCUCGUUGGAAUGUAUUGAAAAUUUUGAAUUCCUACAACCCACAAGAUCUCGCUUCACUGUACAGCACGUGUGGACCCAGUAACAGUAGAGAUACUAAUAUUGCUCAAGAAGGGAAGAGGUCGCUCCAAUAUCUACAACAUUCUAACAGUUCGUCACAAAAGCGGAGCAUUAAUCACACUCUUGGUGGAUCUUUAGACAAAGAGUACAUGACCCAUUGAAGCCUGUUAAUGGAAGAUCUGUUGAACGCUGUGAAUGGGAUACUCCUGCAUCAAAACUGAAGGUUCAAAAGGGGUGUCAGCUGGUCCACUGGUGAAAUCUAAUCACAUUCGAAGUACAGAAUGCACAUCCAAUAAGCUGUGAUUUGUACAUGUAUAGAACACUACUAUUCCAUUUAUUCUGGAUUGCAUUUUUUUAUUCAUGCCUAAAAAUGUAAUCAGAGACUAUAUAAAUAUAUAUAAAAUUGCUUUGUAUUCCAUUUUGAUUCUGAACUUGAAAUUGUACCAUUUCUAAUUAAAAAUUAUCAAGUGUUUCUGUUUUUGCAAUAACUAUAUUGAUUACUUGGCACUAGUGUAUGGGCCAUCAAUUCUGGAAUGUUGGGCUCUUUUUGUUUUGAAAGAUCUUUCAAGCAGAGAACAGAUUUUUGGUACCUGAAGUUUAAUAUUUCUGGGAAAUUGUGUAACUUACUGAGGCUUUUCUUCUACGUUGGAAAAUUGAGCAAUAAAUUGUAUAACCUGUGGUAAUGCUUCAAGCUUCGGUCUUCCAACUCUUUUUGUAUACUAUCUAGUCUUGUGUGGAGCAGCUGUGGCAAGCAAUACUUAACAUUGUUUAGUUCAUUUUACAUUUGGGUGUGACAUUAAGUCUUAGUUUGGUUAAAUUGCACCAACAGUGUAUCUAGAGGCUGUAUGAGAGGUCCAAGCAAUCACAAAUUAUGGUUGCACUGUGCCCUGCAAAAGUGCAGCAUUUGAUAAUCAAUAGUGAAAAUGUGUGUGAACCUGGUAGACAAACUAAAAUGCAUUGUAUUGACCUGAAACGUGGAAGCUACUCAAAAAUCAUACUCAAGCGUGCAACAAAAACCCCAAUCUUAUUGGGUCUAAUGUUCAAAGUUAUUUUGCACACAAUGACAAAAUAUCAGUAUAGAAAUUUAGUGUAAAAUGAAGUUUGAUUUUGUAUGAUUUGAAUUACUUUGUGUUUUGACUAUAUAAAUGGUUUCUUUAGCCCUACUCAAUUUCAGACCAUGUUUCCACGUAUCCAUGAUUUUAAGCAGUUCAUUAAGGUGGUGCAGAAUGAUGAACCCUUGACUUCCCUCAUGGCUCAGUAUAAUUAUCAACAAAACUGCACCGUGGAAUACCUUGUCAUGACUUUUUCUCGCAAGGAUAAUUAUUCCAACAUCUAGACUCUUGGAUAAAUUGUAUAAAACCAGCUAAUUGUAUCCAAAUUGUGGGCUCCUUGGACCUUCCCUUUACCUAGGUGACACAUUGGAUUAUUACAUCGUAAUGGGUCAGGGAUUGAACCAAUAUGUCACACGAGUUAUUAGUUUCAAAGAUUGCAACAAAAAAUAACUCUUGACUGGAAAUGUAAAACUGAGCAUGAUUAAAUACUUUUACAAUGAACAAAAUUGGUGUCCUGAAGAGGAAUAGAAAGAUUUUAAUUGAAAAAGCCUGGAUUGCAUGAACAUCUUUUUGUUGAGGGAGCCAACUAAUUAUACUGCUGAUUCUACCUGAUUUUUUUUUUGGUGCUUCUUUAAAGUAAAAUCUUAAUUUGCUGAACACUGUUUAAAAUUCUACUAAUGCUGAGUGUUCAUCUCAUUUUUCCAAAAAUUUAAGUCUUGCUCAGUAGACAUUGGGGAUAAUGGGACUCAUCAUUUGAAUAUUUCCCAUUAUUGUAUUGGGUGAAUUUAGUUUUACUUUGAAAUAACUGAAGGUAUUGCUGUAUAACGGUGCUCUGCUUUGAAUAAAGAUUUAUUGACCAGUCCCAUCUUGUGCAAGCUCAUUUAUGGCACAACUUUUUGGAGGCAAAAGCAAAAAUUGGUGCUGUGAUUUUAUGAGUAAAUAAGUGAGUGGAAUGGGCAACUUCAGUAAGUGCAUCUGUCGUUUAGUCAACGCAGCUACGAACAACUGUACCAAAAUCAGUUCAAUUGGAUCAAGUAUUGCAUUUAUCCACAUUUGCUAAUCAUGCAUUAACAGUUCCAUGCUUUACCAUCUUAAGUAGUGCUCAUCACAGCUGUACUUGGAUUUGUUGUGUUAAUCAAAAUUCAGUGAAUUGAACUUUUAAGACCAUGGCCCCAGUACAUGUAAAACAAUGAGCAAUGUUCUUUGUGAUGGAAAAGUUAAACAUGUAAUUCUACUAAAGACGGUUAGUUUAUUGAAUUUGCCACAUUUAUGCCCAAUAUUCUACUUUUGAUGUUUAAUGCACAUUAUAAACCUGUUUGUAAAUUGUAUUUUGAUUUAUUGAAGAUGAUAAUUGUACUUUGGUUACUGAAAAGGACAGAGUAAUCCAGUUUUUGUCUAGUUUGGUGUCAAAACUCUGUGAAUUAGGUAGUUUGACUGAGAGCAAGGGUCAAAAGUUAUUUGGAAUCCACAUUUUCAAAGCUGUUCAUUGUUCCAGAGUAAAAUGCACUAUAUUGCUCUUGUGCGGACAAGGUAGGAGCAAACAAUUGUGAUUAUUAAGUAAGCAUUCAAUUGGAUUUCAAGAUUUUAGUAAUUGAUUUGGCGGUCUUGCCUAUAUUUACGAUAUCUUACCUGGUUCAUGAGGGAUUUGUGACCAAGAAUAUUCUGUAAAAAAAAAUUAGGUUUGAGGCCAUUUGUACAUACUGCACUAGUGGGAGGAUCCCUGUCAAUGUAUAUGUCCUUUACCCAGAAUCAGAUGUUAUAUUAAAAACAAUUAAGACAAUUUUAUUUUGACUCGGGUAAUUGACAAGUGUGGAUCUUUUGAAUUGGAGACAUAGAAAAUAGGUGCCAGAGUAGGUAAUUUGGCCCUUCGAGCCAGCACCACCAUUCAAUAUGAUCAUGGCUGAUCAUCCAAAAUCAGUAUCCUGUUCUGGAUUUUUCCCCAUAUCCCUUGAUUCCCUUCGCCCUAAGAGCUAAAUCUAACUAUUGAAAACUUGUGGAACAAGGUAGAUGAUAGACUUGAUUUUUGAUAUUUUUUAUAUAAAUGUAAAUCUGGUAAUCUAACAUUUACAUGUAAGUACAUUAGGCUGCUAAAUUGGCUAUUCACAAGUAUGGUCAACUGGGUGAAGGGGGUUGAUACUUUAGGAUUGCAGGCAGUUUUUAAUGAAGUGAAUGAAGCUUUUGGCUAGCAUUUAGUUUUCUUUAGAAUUGAACUAAUGGUGUUUUAUUUUAAUAGACUAGUUCAAAGCAAUCUUUGUUUUUGAGUGAAAGGAUCUUGAAUGUGCAGCAACCAUAGAAUGUUGCAAUGUCCGCCAGCUCGUAACUGCUGCUGACAUAAUGAAGCCAUUGGACAAAUGUACACUUUUCAAACUGUUUAAUAGCUGUUCAUCUGAUGGGUGGCUAAGGUUUAUAAAAGUAAAUUCAUUAAAACCCCUUUCAACAUUCCAGUGGUGAUAUGAAUAAAGUAUUAGCUAUGCAGUGGGAGAAUAUGUGUUCACGCGUGUAUGUGUUUGGUUUAAAUAUUUGCCCAAACACUUCAUGUAAAGUAUCUGAAUGAUGACGCAUUUUACCAAGAUCCCAAACUCUUAAUAUUCUGGGGGGGGGGGGGGGGGAGAAAGAGAACUGCCCAAUAUACUGAGCAUUUUUUGAGUUGCUUGGGGUUUGUAAUGUUGACACUACUGACCUCCUAUGACCAUUGGUUCUGAUGUUUUUUCCUUUUUACCAACCUCAACCUCUGGAGAAGACUGAGCCAUAUGUAAUUGUGCGAGAAAAUGUUUUGUAGUUGUACUAUUAUGGUGCAUUUUUGACAUUGUUGUGCAGAAAAUACUUGAUUCCAAGCAAGAAGCUGCUUGAUUAUUCCAGAUUAUAAAAUUAUUGCUUGCGGGUGCAUGCUCAAUUUCAUUAAUUUCUAUUAUAUAAAAUUUUGGACAUUAUCAUUUGCAAUGACAUUUUUAGGGAAUUCACAUACAUGAUUUUUGUUUUGAUCGCUCAGUGUUACUAUAUUAGAAGUUUGCAGUUGGCCGCACUCUGAUAUGCAUAUUAAGGUGUCUUUUAUUUAAUUCAGUUUUCUUUUUGUAUUUAUUACAUGUUUGGACCUUUCUGAUUUCCUUAAAACCAUGUUUAACCAUACAAGUGUUUCAUGCUGUCUUUAAUUUAUAAUGUACCAUUGUUUGAUGUACAUUCAUUCAAUUUUGGAAUACAUUUGGUGUUUUACAU
Messenger RNA from Amblyraja radiata (thorny skate), 8121 nucleotides. RefSeq names its product zinc finger protein 217 (gene znf217). Gene Ontology annotation, cellular component: nucleus. The transcript has 6 exons. The record is from RefSeq and is a predicted model, not a curated record. NCBI's taxonomy places the organism in Eukaryota, Metazoa, Chordata, Chondrichthyes, Rajiformes, Rajidae. Gene Ontology annotation, biological process: regulation of DNA-templated transcription. Bases 292 to 4017 code for a protein of 1241 amino acids. Gene Ontology annotation, molecular function: RNA polymerase II cis-regulatory region sequence-specific DNA binding; DNA-binding transcription factor activity, RNA polymerase II-specific.